This is a messenger RNA of Strongylocentrotus purpuratus (purple sea urchin), 4207 nucleotides long. RefSeq lists its product as uncharacterized. NCBI's taxonomy places the organism in Eukaryota, Metazoa, Echinodermata, Echinoidea, Camarodonta, Strongylocentrotidae. The record is from RefSeq and is a predicted model, not a curated record. The transcript has 12 exons. The coding region runs from base 995 to 3625 and encodes 876 amino acids. Gene Ontology annotation, cellular component: extracellular region.
ACACUUUUUAUCCAGCAAAAUACCGACAAUAAUAUUGUUGGAAAAGAUAAAAAUUAUUAGAAAUUUUGAUCGAGACUUUCAUGUUGUUCUUAAAAGCACGUACAAAAUGUCACCGAAACUGCUACUGCUACACGUCAAUCAUGGUUAACAGUUAUCCCUUUCUAGGGGAAUUAGUCCGUCACCAGGAUAAUUAGUUAAGGGAGGGGGUACAGGGGUGCGCAUUUAUCGGGGGCUUCCACCCCAUCGUGGUUACCAAUGCCUCUUGCCUUUGAAACGGACGCUUAGCUUAGCCCCCUUUCCCUGGAUACGCCUUCUCAACCUUUGAUCGUACUCUGACCCUCAAAUCCUUCCACUUUAUAGCUACUGGAAACGUCCCAUUUUUUAUUUCAACCUUUCUACCGUCAUAUAUCUCUGCAAGGGAGCCCAGGCUUGCAAUCAACAUCAACAACUUCUUAACUUCUAGCCUUGUCGCUGGGCGUUCCGUGAUCUCAACUCUCUGACAUUCGGGAUCAAUUUGUUUGCCAUCUCUGAUCCACCUGGCACCGUUUUUUGCAUCUCGUUCGCUCUCCCUUUCGUAAACAAAAUCUGAUCGAGCGUGGAUUGAAGCCCUACUUUUAAACCAGAUUGAGGUCGUUGGUUGGUGUGAAUUUACAGGGUUUAUGCAGGGUGCUGAUUGAGAUCAAUUUAUGUUGGGAUGGUGGAAUAUAUAUCCAUAUUUUGGCUGCCAGCUUUUCGAUUGAUUCAGGAUGCGCGGGAUAAUUCGGGUCCACGUUUUGGGGGUGAAAAAUAGAACAGUUUCCCAGAGAGUUGCUUGUUGACAACCGAGAUGAACUGAUGAGUUGCUCCGAUCAUUUCAAAUCUGUUUGCGAGUUUAACUGCAUGGGUGCCUUCUUUCCUGUUAAGUUAUCCGUUGUACUUAAUUGGAGCAUAUCCGAAGCAAACGCAAGCAGGUGAAGACGAGCGAAUAGAUACAUGAACGACCAAGCUGUCAAGUAUGGAUUUAUUUAUUGAUUUCGUGAUUCGACUUCUCGUCUUCCUCAUCGGCGUCGUGAGUUUUCGACCACGGUUGAUGACGAUGUCGAUGCCUGUUGUCAGCGACAAUGUCGGAUUGUCUGUGCCGUACACCGUCGCUGAGUUGAUGGCGAUCGUUGACGUCCACAACCAGGAGAGGGGUAACGUCUCUCCAACAGCAGCCGAUAUGGAAUAUUUGUAUUGGGACGAAGAGCUGGCAGCCGCUGCAGACGGUUGGGCUGUCAAGUGUACCCUGCAACAUGGUAAGCCUGAGAACUCGACCAUCUCUCGAUUCGGCCAGAACAUUUGGGCUGGUUACGGCCGAUCCAAAUGGGCGCUACCCGAGACCACCAGCUCUUCCCGAGCUUGGACCAACGAGGAUCGAUUUUACGACUACGAGACGAAUUCCUGCGAAGAGGGCCGAAUGUGUGGCCACUAUACACAGAUCAUAUGGGCAACAACUAAGGCGGUUGGAUGUGGGCGAGCUUUCUGCAGGCAGAAUGAGAACAUCACAUUUGACCGAUGGAUUGUCGUCUGUAACUACCUAUCCGGGGGUAACAUACGAGGAAGGCAGCCAUACAUAGCUGGACCAAGCUGUUCAAGGUGUUCCUCUGGAAAUGGGCAGUGCUAUAAAAACAAAUGUCGUCCAUGUUCGGAGCAUACAGACCCCUGCGAUUGCAACCUUAAAUGUCAAAACUGUGGAAAACUUGACCGUGAAAGAUGCACCUGUUCGUGUCCAAAGGGCUGGCAUGGAAACGAAUGUGGAAAGCCGUGUGUGGACACCCAUGAGUAUUGUGGAAGAAGCCCCGGAUGGCCGGCGCGUUACUUCUGCCCAUUCGCUCCCUACAUACCUCGAUAUUGUCCACUCAUGUGUGGUGUUUGUGAGGCUGAGGAUCCUGAUUUCGUUUGUGAAGAGACUAGCUCAGAUGGUGGAUGGGAGACAACAGAUGCUAUGACAACUGACAACACUGAGGUUGGCAUGACCACCGACAGAACAACACUUGAUGACAUCACAACGGACAUACCAAGUUCAUAUAAUGACAUCACCAAAGGCAUAACCACAUCAUAUCGUGACGUCACAACAACACCUUUUCCGACGACGACGCUUGAUGUCGAAACCGCCAGCCAAGAAAUACCGUCUACUCAAAACCUUGACGAAGUUUCAGGAGAAACAGAAGGAAUUGGUCUAGAUAAUGUUGUAACGACACCCUCAACGGAGGGCCCACAUUGGGUAGAACAACUCGAACGAGAAAUUCUUGAUCGAGGCAAGCAAGUGAACUACGCAGCGAAGAGUACUGACGGGGAGUUUUCCAAUCAGCUAAGAUCGUUGAUAACGAAUACAAGCUAUGUUGAUUUGAAGGAAGGUGUAGAAAUAUCGGCGCAGAAUGGAAUACAUGUAGAGAGGAUAGUAGAAUCUUCUGGUACAGACGGUGAUGAGAUGGAAAUCAUCUCAACAACUCAACUACCAGUAUUAUCAUCUUCUGUAACAAGGAGUUCCAGUGGAACCGAUUCGGCGUCCUUGACAAAAGACAUGGUCAUGACUAGAACGGAAGCGUCUGAAAUGAUCAUACCAACACAUGCUCUCAGUACUAACAAUCACCUGUCUACGUCAAGUGAGGAAUAUAGUACGGUGUCGCCCGAUUCAUCAAUCUCGCACCGACCAACAACAUUUGUUCCAGAACUACAAAGGACAGAAAACACUAAAUCAAAUUCGACAGUGGGAGCUACGAUUACUGAAACUAAACGGCCAAUAGAGACCUUGCUGGAAGCAGCCACCUCCAGAACCACUGUACAACAAGUCACACCAACAAACAGGGUUAACGACGUGUCAACCCUUGGGGUCUCGACUGAAGCAACGUCUGCAAAGUAUCUUUCAACUUUAAAUUCAACAACUGAUCUCUCAAAAACCAAAAAUGAAGGUGUGAAAGUCCAAUCCAUUACAGGUGCUUCUGGAGACCUGACGAAUGUUCCAGUGUCCCGAAAACAACUUGGUUUCAUCUCCAAAGAUCUUUGCGGGAGAACUUUCACAGCUGUUGCAGCAUUGGGUCCAACGCUCUUCCUUUUCCAGGGACAACAUCUCUGGCGUGUCAAUGUAUCGAGUGGACAAACUUUGUCAUCUGAGAAGGAGACUGUACAAUCUUACUUUGGCCUCGACGGACAGAAGGUGACGGCUGCUUUCUAUCGUGAAGCAGUGGAUGAGUGGACUAUUUUUACAUACAUCGAUGUCUUCAUCAUCAGAAACCACUCACAAUCACAGAAAACCUCCGACUUCCAUCGAAUGCGAGUAACCGAGCUCGGGAUACCUUUCGGGGUCGUCGUCGACGCCGCCUUCCACGACGACAGUCGCAAGAAAUCGUACCUCUUCACGAACCGAUGGGUGUGGAGGUAUGAUGACGAGAGGGGCGAUUUGGACAUCGGCUACCCAAGGCGAAGCCAUCAUGAGUUUCGUGGACUGAUGCAACAUCGCCCGUCAGCUGCGGUAACUUUAAAUGGAAAGCACUUCAUCUUGUACGGAAAGAAAUAUAUGGAAAUCGAUCGAGAUACACAUCAAAUUGACGAGCGGAGAGGGGAACACUUUUUCGAAGAUCAUUUCGAUUGCUUAAUAGAUAAUUGAUAACACAUGACUCCCAUCAGCAUAAGUACAACUUUGGAAUAUUUUUGUCAGGUGCUUUCAGAUUCUUUGAAGCUUAUUUUGUUUAAUACCCUAAAUUAUUAUCAAUUACUACAUGUGGUUUGAUUUUAUAAGGAGAGUCUCUGAAUGUAGUUGGUUGGGAUAUACUUACAUUUGCAUUUCUGUCCCUUCCUUUCUUGGUCAAACUUUGCAUAUUUCUGAAGAAAAACAAAUCAGAACCCGAAAUCCUGAUCAUGAUUGGUCUUUCAUGUCGUAAAUGUAUUACUUCCCCCAGCAGUGCCUAUAUGCUGUGAGAGAGCAAGUCGAGCGCCCGAUGGGAACCCGAAAUCAUAUGGUUUAGAAAGUAAUGUCGGUUGAAAUUUGCUUCUCAUUCUUGACAAUGGAUCCUCACGUCCAAAGUAGAGGUGGAUCACGCAGGACUAUGAGAACCGGUGGGGGGGGGGGGGGGGUGGGGUGUUUGUCGUAACAUGUAGUAUAGGCGUAUUUAUAGCUGAAUGAAUUUUGUAUUGAUAGUAUGAGUAUAGUGUAGUUCUAGUAGUAGAAGUAGACUAGCAGUAGUAGUAA